GUCAUCGAUGGCAUGAAGCGUAAACGCAAUAAUGAAAUUGAAAAUGAUAAAUCUGGAAAAAAACCUAAAACGGCGAAAAAGAAAUCACAAUCUCAUUUGAGUUUUAAUAACGAUGAGAUAUUAUAAUAUCCACCAAUAAUGUUAUUGUUGACAUUGUUGAUCAAAUUUUGUAAAAAACGCAUUACCAUAAUUUUUACUAUAGUUAAUAUUACUUUAAAAUGCCAUUCGCUUUUGUUCAACACCUUAAAAAUAAACGCAUUAUUCUCGCUUCUGGUUCUCCACGUCGACGAGAAAUUUUAUCAAGGUUAGGUUUAAAUUUCGAUAUUGUACCCAGUAAAUUUCCUGAAACUUUAGAUAAAGCAAAAUAUGCACCUUCUGAAUACGCUAUUGCAAAUGCAACUGAGAAAGGUUUGGAAGUGUAUGGACGACUAGCGCAAGAGGAUCAAGAAGUUGAUAUUGUGAUCGCGGCUGAUACAAUUGUUUCAAUAGAUGAUGACAUUUUGGAAAAACCAAAAGAUGCCGAAGAUGCUUUACGAAUGUUAAAGAGGCUUAGUGGAAGAUCACAUCGGGUUUACACAGGGGUCGCUUUUAUUUAUUCUUUAAGAGAACCUAUUCACCCAGGUUAUAAUAUCGUCUCUUUUACGGAAGAAACCGAAGUUAUGUUUAGAGAAUGUAACGAAGAUGAUUUAAAAGUGUACAUCGAAACAGGCGAACCAAUGGAUAAAGCAGGUGCAUAUGGCUAUCAAGCAUUUGGUUCAUUCUUUGUCGAAAAGAUUAACGGGUGUUACUAUAAUGUAGUUGGACUUCCAAUUAAAGUCUUCAUAGAAUUAGAGAAAUUAGUAAAAAAACAAGAAUUUAACUGUGUUACCAAAGAUCUCCAAAAUAAUUAUUAAAUAACCAAUAAAGAACGCUCUUAA
This is a messenger RNA of Rhizophagus irregularis DAOM 181602=DAOM 197198, 917 nucleotides long. RefSeq lists its product as uncharacterized. Gene Ontology annotation, molecular function: nucleoside triphosphate diphosphatase activity. NCBI's taxonomy places the organism in Eukaryota, Fungi, Glomeromycota, Glomeromycetes, Glomerales, Glomeraceae. The record is from RefSeq and is a predicted model, not a curated record.